CUCUUCUACAACUUACCGCACACCCCCAGUCCUUCUCCGCCUUUCCCAUUUGGGUCAUAUGUGCCGCUCGCCAGUUCUCCCACCUGUCACAGUUGCCAGCUUCAACACAGCCAGAGAGGCAGCCUACCAGAGGCAUUGCUGAAAUAAAACCACACCAAAUAAUUGCAGAAAAUAUUGCAGAAAGCGACAGACACAGCAUUGAAUACACUGAAUUUCUGCGAAGCGUGGGAAUGCCAUAGCAAUGCCCGGUGUUCCUUCAUAUCGUGGUUGUGAUGCUUGUCACAAGCAGAAGAAAAGGUGUGAUCAAGCCUCUCCUGCAUGUGCAAGAUGCACACGCCUCAAGAUUCCCUGCGUGGGAAAGGGACAGUUGCGCUACAAGUUCAAGACACAGACGGUUGUGAUCCAAACAGCCGAAAGCUUCAAGGCCAUGACCCUCGCCAAGUCUAGAGCUCCCAAGCCCUUCACGGUGCAGAUGCCACACAACCCGAGCAACGAGGUGUCCCAGCUCGCCGACUCAUUUGCCGCCUUGCUGCAGUUUACAGAUCCCCAGUACGACCUGACGUGUUUUGGUCCCUGGUUCUUAGGGAUUCCUAAGCGGCUGGGCGCAAGCCCGGUACUUGAUGCUGCCGCGGCGGCGUUUGUGUCGGGCCUGCGCAGGGUCCGCACGUCAGGCGAACAGGACGUGGGCUCCCUGGUCAAGUAUGGCGCUGCGCUCAAAUCUCUCCGCGAUACCUUACAGAGGCCUAGCGACGCCAAGUCUCCCUACACCCUCUGCGCCAUCUUUCUCAUCAUGAUUGCUCAGGCUUGGUUCUCCAAAGAGGCCGAUGGCCAAGCUAGCCACAUGGAAGGGGUAGCACACCUCCUCAACGCUAGUGCCGGAGAGGAAUGGACUGAUGAGUUCAAUUCCACUAUGCGUCUCAAUAUGAUUUACCCGACGUCCGUGGAAGCUAUUUUAAAUCCGAACAUCAAGGUCAAUCCCUGGUAUCUGACCCAAUGGAAACCCAUCUAUGGGCCUUACAUGCCGCUUGACGAAGAGCGUGGCCAGCCUAUCGAGAGCCUGGACGUCCCCGCCGUCCUCGACUUCCCCAAAUUUGUUAGGGAACCCGAGCUUCAUUUGCAUGAAAUGCGUGUCUCUUACACCCGUCUCAAGGCCGAGUGCUCCUUUUCUCUUAGUCGAGUCGGGAUGAUGGAAGACAUUGUGGCGGCAGAAAAACCUCCCAAGCCCGACCAAAUGCGGGCGCUUGUGCAGCUAGAGACCGCUUACACGCUCCUCCUCUGCUACGCUUUGGUACUCAAUGCGCUAUUAUGCGCCAUGGAUCCUUUGGAGCCCACGCUGUAUCUUGAGGCCCUAGAUUUGUCACGGCAAGCUAUCGACAUUACCAAGCGAUCAGCAGACCACGUGCCCCUAGGCACAGGAUGCAUCCCGGUUGCCCUCUUUGCAGCAUGGAUUGCAACGGACGAUGAAGAAAUUGUGCAGGGCAUCAUUGCCUCGCUCAAGGCAGUGGAUGUGCAUUUUGUAGACACCAAGUAUGUCCGACAAAUGCGCGACCUGAAGCGGCGAGUCCGCAAACUGAAGAGGGACUCAUUAGACAGGCUCGAAAAGGAGCAGUCUGGCAGUCCCAGCACCAUCUACGAUGACUUAGUCUUUGACAACAUUGAUUUUAAUUGGGGGCUUGGGUCGGUCUCACCAAGCUCUUCCAUCUAACAUAAACCUGAUACCUCUCUUCUCUGCUUGAAUAUUUUACGGCGCUCGGAGUUCAUACCAUCUUACAAGGAUCAUCGAAUUAUACUGCAUUAGAAAUACACUGCGUUCUUCGCUUCGCUUGCUUUGCUCCUUCUUGUGCGCUUUGGGCAGCCGCCGUUUUCGGGGUCUAACACUCGGCGAGGUGCCCAUGGAACUUUUGUCACUAAUUCAUUACUGAUGGCCACGGCCCCCAUUCAUACGAAAGGAAAGACGGCUGUUUUGGUACAGCCAAGAUUUCAUCCAGCGUGAUUGUUUCUUGCUAAGCGGGUUUCAUGUGUAGAGCUAGGGGAACCGUCCGCAGCCGACGUGGCAGCGCCUCUUGAACAGGGUACAGCAUCGAUAUUAGACACUUUGGUUGCAGAAUCCACAAGCCUUAGCGGAGCUUCGUUCCUAGCGGAAUACGCCGCACCCCCUCUAGUUCUCCAUAAGAAGGUAUAUGGGGGCGACGGUCAGGCUGACCUGGCUGCACAUGAGCGUACGCACGAUUGGAGUCUGCGGCGCACGCCCAUUUGCUUUGUUUGAACUCGGUGAACAGAGCUCUUCUUGCGAGAAUUUAGCUUAAAACUCGUUGCGCACAACUAUCCUCGGCUUGUGGCUAAAACGCUCUGCUUACGGCCCCGAUUAGCGAUAACCUCGGGCUUAUUGUGUAAGUCAGCUAAUGUGGCCUUUAUGAUUCCGCGAGGAUGAUACAGAGGGAGACCUAAGCUGGCCGUGGAACUGUUCGCCUGGGGCAGUCGGAUCGUAUGCCCGAGAACCGUGGUAAGACGACCAGGUGCCGAGGCGGGAGAGUGUGCUGACAGGCUACGUCGAUCCGCUCACAUCGAGCGUCGAGGCUCACGCACCUCUUUGAAUUUGGUAUUUGUAUUACGAAUUCGUCUGGUUCCAUUCGAAACAAAAGGACCAUUAAGCAAGGAACGGCCGGAGGCAGGCGGUACGACUUUCUCACUGCAACCGCCACUUAGACGCCACGCCCUCAUGCGAAUCGCUUGCAACUGGAGCACUGAACUGCAGCACGCUCUAGGGUUUCAUUUGCAAAGAGCACUGGCGUGGUUUAUUUUAGAAUACUAUACCGUAUUUGGACAGCUCACCAGGACACAUGGUUUACUAAAACACGCCCCUAUUUCUCAACGAGCGCACGACAAACCCCGUCGUGGUCUGUGACACUUUGGGAUAUGUGUACCUUGCUAGACGUUAGCGGUGAUGAGCUAGUGAUGACUUGCUACCCAUGCUUCGGAUAAUCGG
This is a messenger RNA of [Torrubiella] hemipterigena, 2986 nucleotides long. Lineage: Eukaryota; Fungi; Ascomycota; Sordariomycetes; Hypocreales; Clavicipitaceae. The record is from the annotation of a GenBank genome assembly.